AUGCUUCGUUCCUCAAAUGCUGUUAUUUAUGUAGUAAUCUCUGUUAAUCGCUAUUAUGCUGUUAUGAAUCCGUUGAAAUAUUCAUUAAAAUUUACUCCAACGAUUGCAUAUCGAGUAUGUUGCGGCAUCUUAUUUAUAUCAGUUCUAAUCUGGUCACCACUGGCUCUAGAUAGAUGCUCCUUUUAUUUCAACACAGAACUUUAUCGAUAUGGGCCAAGGAACUCAAUAUGCUCGAUAAGAUUUUGGCAAGCACUACUUUUUUCAUCGCUUGCUUCAACCGUUGCCGCAUUCAUAAUUAGUGUAAUAACAUUAAUACAAUUGAAAAAAUCUAAUAAACUAAUUCUUUCGCAAUGCAGUUCUGCAGCUGCUGGUAAUGCGAGAAGGAAAAGAGCUUCAACUAUUAAUAAAGCUUCUACCGAAAAAGACAUGGUCAUAAUUGGGGGAGACUGGAAUGCGAGCUUAGGUGAUGAUGCCAAUGCGAUGAUAUCGACAAUUGGCAAAUAUGGCAUCGGAGAUCGCUGCGCCAAUGGAGAACGCCUUCUUCGUUAUGCCGAAAAGCAUGAACUUUUUGUUACUUUUUGUUACUGUAACGUUGCUUCUGACAUCGUAGAAACAAUCUAG
Dracunculus medinensis (Guinea worm) is the source of this 621-nucleotide messenger RNA. The record is from the annotation of a GenBank genome assembly. Lineage: Eukaryota; Metazoa; Nematoda; Chromadorea; Rhabditida; Dracunculidae.